CGUCUGCUUUGCGCUCUGCCGGCGUUCCCAGGGCGGCUUCUGAAGCCUCUUUCUCCUCUUUCUGACCAGCGGUACACGCAGAGCAACGGGCGCAGGCCUUUCGGGAUCUCUGCUCUUAUCGUGGGGUUUGACUUCGAUGGGACCCCCCGGCUGUACCAGACCGACCCCUCUGGUACCUACCACGCUUGGAAGGCUAAUGCCAUUGGCAGAGGAGCCAAAUCUGUGCGUGAAUUCCUGGAGAAGAACUACACUGAUGAAGCCAUUGAAACAGAUGAUCUCACCAUUAAACUCGUCAUCAAGGCUCUUCUAGAGGUGGUGCAGUCUGGUGGGAAGAACAUCGAGCUGGCGGUGAUGAGGCGAGAGCAGCCGCUGAAGAUCCUAAACCCUGAAGAAAUUGAGAAGUAUGUUGCUGAAAUUGAAAAAGAAAAGGAAGAAAAUGAAAAGAAAAAACAGAAGAAAACAUCAUGAUGAAUGAAAUGCGACUGCUUAGCUGCUGCUUUUUAAUUCAAGUGAUGGGUUAUUCUGUAUAGACAACACGUAGGCAUUCCACUUCUUCAUACUGUGCCCCUCUUGAGACCUACAAUAAACCUACUGAUUUUUUUUUUAAAGCUGUUAUUU
Messenger RNA from Leptosomus discolor (cuckoo roller), 618 nucleotides. Lineage: Eukaryota; Metazoa; Chordata; Aves; Leptosomiformes; Leptosomidae. The record is from RefSeq and is a predicted model, not a curated record.